Molecule: messenger RNA, 1941 nt
Organism: Aspergillus ruber CBS 135680
Lineage: Eukaryota; Fungi; Ascomycota; Eurotiomycetes; Eurotiales; Aspergillaceae
Product: CDC73 C-terminal domain-containing protein
Exons: 2
Coding region: 87-1532 (481 amino acids)
Biological process (GO): positive regulation of transcription elongation by RNA polymerase II; transcription elongation by RNA polymerase II
Cellular component (GO): Cdc73/Paf1 complex
Molecular function (GO): RNA polymerase II complex binding
Source: RefSeq, a predicted model, not a curated record
CUCCCAAACGCCCAUUCUCAACUGCACAGCCGCGCUGCGCAGUUCUUACUUUAUCUCAAAUCAAUUGCCCAGAGUAAUAGUACAUAAUGGCAGACCCAACCAUCCAGGACCCCCUUCUGGCCCUCCGCCGCGCCAUCGCCGUCAGCAGUCUCCCAUCGCCAACAACCUCCCCCGACCCAUCUGAAGAAGAACAGUCCAAGCACACCACCGAAGACCUAGCAACAGCAACACACCUCUACUUUCGCCAGCCAACCGCGCAGGCCCUACCGUUGACAUCCGCGACGCGCUUCGUCUCUGCCUCCUCGGACUCCGUUGUCGACUUACGCAGUAUUUUCUUCGCAUGGCAGAAAAAGGACGUCGCGAUCCCGGAGUACAUUGCGUCUGCGCAGGAACUCAAUGAAGCAUUGAAGCAGAAGCAAGGUGCUGGUGAGGGGGGUGAGGCGCAGGUGCAGAAUCUGGUUUUCGUUGAGCGGCUCGAUCUGAUUACCUGGCUUGAGGGCGCGUCAGAUGAUAGUGAAUAUAUCAAGCCACUAGAAGGGGCUGCUGCUGCUGCUGCGGCCGCGGCAGCAACCUCAGCGCAUGCCAAGGCACAGGCGUCAGCAUCUGCUGAUAUUGCCUCGGGAGCGGCUGGAGGUGUCUCGUCGGUUCCUAGUGGUGGUGCUGGGGCAUCUGCUCAGGUGCCUGCGGCUGCUGGUGCGCAGGGAGGGAGAGCGUCGAAGCAGAUUGAUCCUCGGUUGCAGGAGAUUUACAAUGGGGAGCGGAAGAUGGGUGACCGGAAUAGUGUGUUGCGGGGGAUUAAGCCUACGGACUUCUCACACGUCCGCAAAACCGCCGAAACCUUCCUUGGCCGCAACCGCAGACCAGCCCCAGGAACCAGCACCAAGCCUCCCCCCGGCAACAAAACACCCCUCCUCCCGAACCCCUCCUCGGGCCUCUCCCUGCCCAAGAAACACAGCACCCACACAGACCCCAUUAUCCUCCUCUCCCCCUCCGCUUCUUCCUUAAUUCGCAUGACAAACGUCAAAUCCUUCCUCCAGGACGGCGUGUUCAUCCCCCCGGACCACCCAACCCUUUCCAUGUCCACAUCCCCCAACAUCCUCGAAAUCCAGCGCCCGCUGCGCACAACAAACUCCUCUGACCCAUCCCGUACCUCUUCCACUUCUUCGUCCUCCAGUUCCUCCAAGAUCAAAUUCAAACUAGUCGACAGCACGGCCAACUUCCGCCCAGAAUACUGGAACCGUCUCGUCGCUGUCUUCACUACGGGCCAGACCUGGCAAUUCAAGUCGUACAAGUGGUCGUCGCCACCUGAGCUGUUCAAACACGCGACAGGUGUUUAUGUUGGUUGGAGGGGGGAGGAGCCGCCCCGUGAGGUGAAAGGAUGGGGACGCGGCGUUGAGCGGUUUGCGGUUGAGCGGUGGGAUGAGAAGGGUGGUGUGAAUGGGGCUGGGAGGUGGAGGGAUCGUGAGAUUGUGGAGGGGAUUUGGACGGCUAUUGAGGAGGGAAUGAAAUUGAGGGGGUGGGGCGGGAAGUAGCUACCCUCGUUCCUUGGGAUUUGAUUGAUUUCGGUAUUUCUUGUUCGUUGAGGCGGUGUUUGGCGUUGACUUAAUCAUCUACCCUGGUUAUGGCAGUAAAUAGUAGCAUAGUAUGUUUACAAUACAGCAAACAACAGAACAAGCAUAAUCAUAGUCAUAGAAGCGUAUAGUUCAUUCAUUGCCAUCUGGCCAAGCCAUAAAAAAGCCGUCCGAAUCCAUAAACCCGGGACAGUCAUCAAGUCAAAUAAAACAAGCGAGAAAAGAAAAGAACACUACAAUCACAAGCAACAUCAAGUUGAAAAGACUGCAGCCACCAAGCCCGAUUUCCUGAGCUUUGAAUCUCAAUCAAUUCCCAUAAAUCAAUCCCACUGUGACCUUUUCCAACCGCUCACGCCGGUGACGCCGUUCA